GCAACCUCGGAACUUUAAGCGGCAUGCCCGCUGCUGGCUCUUGGAAAUAGGUUGCAGCCUUGCAUCAUUCCGCUUCCCUCGACACAAGGCUGUCUAAUAUUGAGUUUGCUUCGCAAAUGUCAACCGCUUGGUCAUGCACACCAAGAGCUUGAAACCUAGUUGCAUGCCCGUGACACAUCAGAUUUAUCAUUUCUGCGAUCGAACAUGCAUGAGCCAACAUGAAUUUGCUUCUCUCCGAUGACUACCUGCUCCAGGAUUACCCCGAGAAUAUCACCAACACGAUCCGGUCGGGUCACACAACAUGCCUGCGCUUCAACCGAAAGGGCGACUACCUGGCCUCCGGUCGCGUCGAUGGAACCGUCGUCGUCUGGGAUUUGGAGACCAUGGGGGUAGCCCGGAAGCUACGAGGACACCGGGCGGCCAUCGCUUCCUUGAGUUGGUCGAGAUGCGGGCAAUACCUGCUCUCAGCUUGUCAGGGAUGGAGAGCUGUUCUCUGGGACCUUGCAGAUGGUACGAGGUAUCGCGAGGUGCGGUUUCGCGCCGGAAUCUAUACUGCUGAUAUACAUCCAUGGAAUCAUCAUCAGUUCGUCGCCUCCAUUUUCGACCAAGGAGCCUGUCUCGUCGACGUGAGGAAUCCGAUCGAUGUCAAGCAUACCCUCCCCUCUGCGCCGAAACGAACCAACACCGACGCGGACGCCGCGACGAAGGAGAAGCAGGCAAAGGAAGACGCCAAGCAGAUGACCACGGCGACAAUAUACACAGCGACGGGCGAUCACAUAAUUGCGGGCACGAAUAAGGGCAAACUGAAUGUGAUAGAUGUCAACACACAUGAGAUCAUAUGGUCCGAGAAGAUCUGCGGCUCGGUCAUCACCACCCUGAAGUUGACGGCAUCGGGCAAAGACCUCCUGGUCAACUCGCAAGAUCGCAUCAUACGUACGCUGCACGUACCGAACCUAUCGGCGGAAGACCUCGACCCAGACACUCUGCAAAUACCUCUUGAGCACAAAUUCCAGGACGUGGUAAAUCGACUUUCGUGGAAUCACGUCACGUUUAGCGCGACCGGAGAAUAUGUGGCAGCCUCUACGUUUAACAACCACGAGCUAUACAUAUGGGAGCGUAAUCAUGGCAGUCUGGUCAGGAUGCUCGAGGGACCCAAGGAAGAGCAGGGAGUUAUUGAGUGGCAUCCACAUAGGGCACUGCUGGCGGCGUGUGGUAUGGAGACAGGCCGCAUCUACAUCUGGUCCGUCACGAGCCCGCAGAAGUGGUCGGCCCUCGCGCCGGACUUCAUGGAGGUCGAGGAGAACGUCGAGUACAUCGAGCGGGAAGAUGAGUUCGACAUCCAUCCCCAGGAAGAGAUAAACAAGCGCAGGCUUGAGGAGGAAGAUGAGGAUAUUGAUAUCCUGACCCUGGACCCGAGCAAAGGGUUCGAUGAUGAUAUGCAGGGCGCGGAGUUCCGGAUGCCGGUGCUGUUCAACCUGGGCGAAAGCGAUAGCGAGGAGGAGUUCGUUGCUGUGGAAAAGGGCACCGUACGGAGGCGAAGUAUGGGCGAUGCACAGGAAGGUGAGGCCGAGAGCGAGGAGAAAAAAAAAUCGGCAAAUGGAAAGCCAGCAAGAGGUAGGAAAAGAUAGCUUCCAAGGACGGAUAAUUAGGAGGCUAUCCUGGAUCAGUUAUGGUUCAUUAUGCAACGCUACCCUAAAACGUCUCAGUGUCAUACAUAAACAAGGUAGAAUAUGCAAUGGAAUCGCAGAACCCAUCUCGAAGCCCUUAAGAAUAUGAUGAACGGAUGUAUACAUCGCAGAGAUUUACCGCUAG
Molecule: messenger RNA, 1812 nt
Organism: Pseudomassariella vexata
Lineage: Eukaryota; Fungi; Ascomycota; Sordariomycetes; Amphisphaeriales; Pseudomassariaceae
Product: WD40-repeat-containing domain protein
Exons: 1
Coding region: 219-1628 (469 amino acids)
Cellular component (GO): Set1C/COMPASS complex
Molecular function (GO): protein binding
Source: RefSeq, a predicted model, not a curated record